This is a messenger RNA of Cydia amplana, 4180 nucleotides long. RefSeq names its product aminopeptidase N-like. Gene Ontology annotation, biological process: proteolysis; peptide catabolic process. Bases 440 to 3871 code for a protein of 1143 amino acids. The transcript is spliced from 16 exons. NCBI's taxonomy places the organism in Eukaryota, Metazoa, Arthropoda, Insecta, Lepidoptera, Tortricidae. Gene Ontology annotation, cellular component: cytoplasm. The record is from RefSeq and is a predicted model, not a curated record. Gene Ontology annotation, molecular function: zinc ion binding; metalloaminopeptidase activity; peptide binding.
CAACGAUGAAUGGUAUCAAAUUUCUGUAUACAACCGAUAAACAAUAGCACAAUGCGCUAUAGAAAUAUGUUAUUAACAUGCAGGUUGUCUUUAAAACCAGACAUUUACGGCAAGGUCGAAAUCGUCAUUGAUGUAGGUAGAAUUUCCUUUUAGCCAACGUAACUAGACCUAUGCCUCCCCCCCGCGAGCAACAAAUUUAAGCGUAAAGAGGAUCGUUCGUAAGAAGUGCAACGGUUCUUUAUAAAAUUGCGUGAAACGUGGAAUACCGUGCGAGUUUUCAUAUAAGCGCAGAACGGGGUAUGCGCCGCUUGUGACAUAAGAACGGUUUUUAAUUUGAAAUUUUAUUUUUUUAAGUUCCGAUUCAUCCAGUGUUUUGUGUUACCUGCCAGUGAUUUUAAUGAAGUUGCCUUUUGGAAUUGUGGUUGAAUGAUUCGUUGCCAUGAGCCUGUCAAACAGCCGCAACCAGUUCUUGGCGUUCGAGUCACACAACCAAGAAAACAUUCAAUAUGAGAGAAAAGGAGGCAUCUUCGUCACCACUUGUGUCUGCGUCUCUUUCAUCCUCUGCGCGGUCUUAGUGGCGACCAUAGUCGGCGUAAUAGUGUACUUUAUUACAUACUUUAAGUUGUCACAAUCUGUCAGUACAAAUGACUUCUGGAACGAAGCUGAACCCUUCGGUCACAACGGACCACCGUCUCCCGACCUCCGCCUCCCCUCAGCCGUAGUCCCCAGCUUCUACCGCUUAAAACUGAGAAUGGACCUUGAUAACUCAAACUUUAAAGGAGAAGUCUACAUUACUAUAAAAGCUAAAAGCAAUGUUAAGGAAAUCAUCCUUCACUCAAAGGGCCUAAAUAUAAAUGAUAAAGCAAAGCUUACGGAACAAACUUAUGAGGAAAUUAAGAUGUUGCACAGGAGGAAACGGGAAGAACCUCAAGAACCUGCUAACGACACAAUAUCGGAGAACCCUACUACUGCGAAUACUCUAAAUGUAACAAUUAAAGAAGUUGAAACACAGAAACCCAAUGAAACUAUAGUACAAUCAAGCAACGAACGUAAUGAACCCACACAUAUUCAAUUAAACACAAAUGUAACAAACGAAACUGCCAACGACGCGCCAGCAAAUGAAACCACAACACCAACAGCGGAGAUUCCUAUUCCCAACAACACUGUUUACACUACAGUAACUAACAUGAACACCCAUGUGACUCACAGCAGUGCGAGAAACAUAGAGAUUACAUCUAUAACUCAAGGGUCCGGAGACCGGUUGAUUAUUAAAUUGGCUUCUACUUUGAAACCUGAUGUGGACUAUAUAUUGGAGCUGAAUUUUGAAGGGAAGAUCUCUGAUGCGAUGACUGGCUUCUAUAAGAGCACAUACACCAGCAGUGAUGGCCAAAUAAGGAGUCUAGGGGUGACACAAUUCGAGCCUACAUCAGCGCGCGCGGCUUUCCCGUGCUUCGACGAACCCGCCUUUAAAGCCAUGUUCGAGAUUAGUAUAGCGCACCCUAGUAAUUUGACAGCCCUGUCGAAUAUGAAGGUUUCCUCGCAAGAAGAUAUCCCCGACUCACCAGGCUGGAAAUGGACGCACUUCGAUCGCUCCGUCAACAUGUCGACAUACCUCGUCGCAUAUAUCGUGUCCGACUUCAAGUCCGUGGAAACUACUUAUAUUAGCAAGGACAACAUAACCAAACCCAUCCGCGUCUGGACGCGUCCAGAACUGAUCAACAAGGCGAGUUACGCGCUCACGAUCACGCCUAAACUACUGGAAUACUACGAAGAAGUGUUUGGACUGCCCUAUGUGCUGGAUAAACUGGAUCUGAUCGCUAUCCCGGAUUUCUCGAGCGGGGCUAUGGAGAACUGGGGACUUAUUACAUUCAGAGAAACCACGCUCCUUUUCGACCCCGAAGCAAGCGGUCCCCGCGACAAACAGAACGUGGCCAUCGACGUCGCGCACGAACUAGCGCACCAGUGGUUCGGCAACCUGGUCACCAUGACGUGGUGGACCGACCUCUGGCUGAACGAGGGGUUCGCCACUUACAUCGAGUACGUCGGCGUUGACCAUAUCGAACCCGAUUGGAACAUGUUCGAAUCCUUCUCCAUCGACAAGAUGGACCUCCUCCGCUCGGACUCCCUGAAGAAUACCUCCCCCGUCUCCAGGAAGGUCGUCGACGCCUCCGAGAUCUCGCAGAAGUUCGACGAGAUCUCGUACACGAAGGGGGCGAAUCUGAUUCGUAUGUUGAACCAUACAGUGUCGGAGGAACUGUUUCAUAAAGGACUGCUGAUCUAUUUAAAUCAAUGGACUUACUCAAACGCGGAAGAGAACGACCUCUGGGCAGCGAUGUCAACGGCGGUCAGGUCGGACUCGAACCUGCGACAGCUGUCGGUGGUGGACUUCAUGAACUCGUGGACCCGCCAGGCCGGAUAUCCGGUGGUUAAUGUCAACAGGAACUACGAGACGGGCGAUGUCAUGUUUGAACAGAAACUAUUCACAAGCUCCGAAGACCCCUACCAAGCCAUGAUCGACCAGCUCUGGCACAUCCCCAUCAGCUACACCUUGCCAAGCCAAGCCAGCCAGUCGGCCAAGCCACAGUCGGCCAAGCCACAGUCGGCCAAGCCAGAACUGUGGCUUAAGGAGCGCUCCGUCAUCGCCAACCUGCCCGUAGAUCGUGCGCAAGCGCUCUAUGUCAAUGUUGACGCCAUUGGCUACUAUCGAGUCAACUACGACACCAAAAACUGGGAGCUUCUGAGCGCAGCCCUGAAAUCCGGUCACUUCAAAUCACCAAUCACGAAAGCCCAACUCAUCGACGAUGCCUUCAACUUGGCCAAGUUUUCCCACGUGAACUAUAGUCAGGCGCUAGGGUUGACGACUUGCGUUAUCGAGGGCGAAGACUCGAAGGUUGUCUGGGAGUUGCUGCUUAAUAACAUGGGAUUUAUUAAGUAUAAUAUUAGGAGCACGUCUGGAUAUGUGUAUUUUCAGGACUACAUGAAAAUCCUACUCCAAAAGCAACUCGAACGCCUCAAUUUCGGCCUGAGUAAACCCAAGGACGAUAACGAAGCGUUCCUGAUAGAGAACCUCGUCAUGUGGGAGUGUGAGGUAGAGGCCCCUCGGUGCCUCAAGUGGGCCCAGGACGAGUUCACCAACUGGUCGACACAGGGCGACCUUAGCAACAACUCCAUACCCGUCUACCUCCGCUCGCUGGUGUACAACAUGGCGAUCAAGAAGGGCGGGCGGCGCGCCUUCGAAUUCUUCUGGGACGCUUUCCAAAACGCUACAGACCCUAAUGUGAAGACACUUAUUAUUAACAACCUGCCGUCUACUCGGGAUCCGGCUUUGAUCACAUUACUCCUGGAAAGAAGCCUAAACGACCUCCCCAACCAAUACGCGUCCACAGUGUGGGGCGUCGAACCAACAGUAGGCACCAGGAUCGCCCAAGACUUCUUAAUAAAUAACUUUGACGCGAUCUACAACAAAUUCACCAGCAUGGAUGAGUUCACGUUCCCUGGUAUACUAAACGGCGCAUUCGGAUUCAUCACCAGUGAUGAUGAACUUAAUAAGUUGAAAUCGUUUGCGCUGCAACACAAGAACAAGUUGCUGCCUGUGUCCCAGACGCUCCAGAAGAUGAUGGACACCGCUAAACUCAGGAUCGAGUGGAUGAAGCGACACGCGCCUACUGUCAACGCGUGGUUUAAGGACUACGUUACUAAUCAUAAAAAGUCAUUAUCAGAAGCUCCGACUACACCCACGCCAUCAACGACUACGGCCAGUGCAGGAAAUUCGACACAAACCAGUAUCGGUAACGAAAUCGGUACCGCGAACAGCAAUACCGGUAACGUAGAACUAAACGGUACCGCUACCACAACUAGUCCAGAAAUCUAAUAUAAAUAAAAUGAAAAUGUAGGUAUCUAAUAAAUACAUGUCAAAUUCACAUUCUGUCAAUAUCGACUUAAUAGUAUAAGUUAGACAGUUUGCUUGAUAUUUGACACUGUGUAGGAUAAGACGACAGAAAGGUAACCUUAUUUUCUAAAAUUUUUCAUAAACAUUGAAGUCAUAAUAAAAAAGAUUGGCUACGCAAAUAUGAGCUUUCCUACCGCGAAAUAAUGUAUAUUUUACAAACGACCGAAUUGACGAAUACCUACGAUUCAAGGUACCGUUAUUUUUUCGGUAUCAGUCAAAAGUACCGGUAUC